AGAAAUCUCUCAGAAUGAUGUCUUGCAAAAGAUAGAAUCGAAUGUGUUCUGCAACCUUCCCAAUCUCCUGGAAAUAAAAAUUGAGAAGGCAAUCAAUCUUGAAAUUAUUGAGCAAGAUGCCUUCCAGAAUCUUCCCAGCCUCAAGUACUUGGUGAUAUCAAACACUGGAAUCAAGCUUUUACCAACUGUUAACCAGAUACAUUCUUUGCAGAAUUUUGUGUUAGACAUCCAAGACAACAUAUACAUCCGCAAAAUAGAAAGAAAUGCUUUCCUGGGUCUAAGUGCUUACCGUGUUGAUAUAAGGCUGAAUCAAAAUGGAAUACAAGAGAUUGAGAACUAUGCUUUCAACGGGACUAUCUUGUUUGACCUAAACCUUAGUGGUAAUUCCAAGCUAGAAAAAUUGCCUAAUGAAGUUUUCCAAGGAGCCCAAGGCCCAGUUUUCUUGGAUAUUUCCGAGACAAAGAUCAGCUUCCUGCCCAGCAUUGGAUUGGAGCACAUAAGCAAGCUGGUUGCAAAAUCUACCUACAAUUUAAAAAAGCUACCUGCCAUGGAGAAGUUUCGUGCCUUGAUGGAAGCAAGCCUUACAUACCCAAGCCAUUGCUGUGCUUUUGCAAACUGGACCAAACAAAAUGUUGCAUUGCAUCCAAUAUGCAAUAAGCUUUCUGUCAAAGAAGACCUUGAUGAGUAUCCUGAAGACCGAUUCCGAAAAAGAUCUGCAACAGAAUAUGACUUUCCCACUGAUGAUCUCCACCCUGACUUUCAGUGUAAAAAAGAGGUUCAAGUCACUUGCUUUCCUGAGCCUGAUGCCUUCAACCCAUGUGAAGACAUCAUGGGUUACAAUAUUCUCCGAGUCCUCAUAUGGUUCAUCAACAUCCUAGCAAUCAUGGGAAACCUUGUAGUGCUCAUAAUUCUAGUUACCAGCCAGUAUAAGCUUACGGUCCCCCGGUUCCUAAUGUGCAACCUCGCAUUUGCAGAUCUCUGUACUGGCAUUUAUUUAUUGUUGAUUGCACUCAAAGACAUACAGACUAGAAGUCAGUAUUACAACUAUGCCAUAGACUGGCAAACCGGACCUGGCUGCAAUGCGGCUGGCUUCUUUACCGUUUUUGCAAGUGAACUUUCUGUUUACACUCUGACCGUCAUCACUUUGGAGCGAUGGCACACCAUCACUUACGCCAUGGAACUUGAUCGCAAGGUCCGUUUUCGACAUGCAGUGGUCCUCAUGCUGAUGGGAUGGGUCUUUGCCUUCACUGUGGCCAUCCUUCCCAUAUUUCAAGUUAGCAGCUACAUGAAGGUCAGCAUCUGCCUACCCAUGGAUAUAGAAACUCCACUUGCUCAGGCAUAUAUCAUGUUUCUGUUGAUCCUGAACAUUUUGGCCUUCAUCAUCAUUUGCACCUGCUACAUCAGCAUUUACUUCACUGUGAGGAAUCCCAACGUCUUCUCAUCUAACAGUGACACCAAAAUCGCCAAGCGCAUGGCCAUCCUGAUCUUCACAGACUUCCUCUGCAUGGCACCCAUCUCCUUUUUUGCCAUAUCGGCUUCUCUCAAGGUCCCUCUCAUCACUGUGUCCAACUCAAAGAUCCUCCUUGUUUUGUUCUAUCCCAUCAACUCAUGUGCCAAUCCCUUCUUGUAUGCCAUCUUCACCAAGACUUUCCGUAGGGAUUUCUUCAUUUUGCUGAGCAAAUUUGGAUGCUGUGAAAUGCACGCUCAGAUUUACAGAACGGAAACCUCCUCUUCUGUUCACACAACCCAUAUGAAAAAUGGGCACUACACUCCAGCUCCUAAAACCAGUGAUGGGACAAUUUAUUCACUGGUUCCUCUGAAUCAUGUGACCUAA
Messenger RNA from Gekko japonicus, 1834 nucleotides. RefSeq names its product follicle stimulating hormone receptor (gene FSHR). The transcript is spliced from 8 exons. Gene Ontology annotation, biological process: follicle-stimulating hormone signaling pathway; male gonad development. Gene Ontology annotation, cellular component: membrane. Gene Ontology annotation, molecular function: G protein-coupled receptor activity; protein binding; follicle-stimulating hormone receptor activity. NCBI's taxonomy places the organism in Eukaryota, Metazoa, Chordata, Lepidosauria, Squamata, Gekkonidae. The record is from RefSeq and is a predicted model, not a curated record. The annotation marks the transcript as partial.